CGGAAGUGUGUGUCAACCGUAAGAGACGUUCACGGCGCUCCGACAUGAUUCAACCAUUAAACUAGUUUAGUUAGUUAUUGACACUUUCUAGUCCGAUAGUGGCUUUUAUUAACAGUUAAGUUGUCUGUUUAAGUAGACAGGGAGAAGAUUUACUUUUACUUUUAUAUUUAUCUUGACUUGUAACGGAGAGGAUAACUGUGUGAAGCUACUUCUGGAUCAACAGCAGCCCUCUAGUGUCAGUGUGAAUAAUGCUCCAAUAGUGCAGUAGAGAACUAGACAAACCACAAUGAAUCCACGGACCCUGCCACUGAGAGCCCUGCUGUUUCUGGGGCUUUGGCACACUGGGAGAAGAAGUCUAGCCUCAGCUCCACCAGAGCUGCAAGAUCAGCCCAAAAAGAUAGCUGUGGUCGGAGCAGGCAUAGGUGGCACAAGUGCAGCGUUUUACCUGAGGCAGGAGUUUGGAGCCGGGGUGAAGAUCGAUGUGUUCGAACCUGGCGUUGUUGGCGGACGACUAGCGACGGUGAAGAUCGGAGAGUAUGAGUAUGAGACGGGAGGCUCCGUGAUCCAUCCUCUGAACCUGCACAUGAAGCACUUCAUUGAAAAAUUAGGUAUUCCUCCAAGGACAGAUGUCCCCUCUAAAAUGGCAAUCUUUGAUGGAAAGGAGCUCACGUUUGAAGAGAGCGACUGGUUUAUAGUAAAUUUCUUGCGCAUGCUCUGGCGAUACGGGUUCACCUUUCUCCGAAUGCAUAUGUGGGUGGAGAGUAUUAUGGACAAAUUCAUGAGGAUCUACCAGUAUCAGCAGUUUGGUUACUCAUUCUCCAGUGUGGAUCGGCUCCUUCACGCCAUGGGUGGCGAUAGUUUUCUUACCCUGCGGAAUCAGACCCUGGAGGAAGCGAUGAUCGGCGAAGGAUUUUCGCAGACCUUCCUCAACGAUAUUGUCGUACCCAUCGCUCGAGUCAACUACGGCCAAAGUGUCCGCAUCAAUGGCUUUGUGGGGGCAGUGUCAUUAGCAGGAGCAGAUUCAGGCCUGUGGGCAGUGGACGGAGGCAAUAAGAGGGUGUGCUCAGGACUGCUGUACCACAGCAAAAGUGAGCUCAUCCCUGCCAGAGUGACGUCGAUUUCAGUAAAAGUCCGACCAUCCAAGACAGGCACAGUGGCAAGUUUCUACGAGGUUAACUAUGUCGGAGAAUCAGGCUCAGCACACUCUCUGUACGACAUAGUGGUAAUAGCAACACCGCUACACCAGGGAAAGUCCGACAUCACCUUCUCGGGUUUCUCCCCUCCAAUCCCCUCUCACUACCCCGGACGUUACCACCAGACUGUCGCCACUCUGGUCCACGGCAUGCUCAACAUGUCCUACCUCGGGACCACCGAACCGGCCUCGAAGUUCACCGUGUCUGACGUCCUCACCAAAGACUCGGAGGGCUCCCUCAUCAACAGCCUGAGCUCUCUUGACCCCGUGCACAUCCCUGAGGGUUACAAACGCCCCCCCGCCAGCCAGACCAAAGUCUGGAAGGUGUUCUCCCAACAGCCGCUGUCCCAAGAGCAGCUGCAGGACAUGUUCCUCUCCUGGGAUUCAGUGUCGGAGACUCGGUGGCUGGCUUAUCCUUCUUACCACCCGCCGCACCGUAGGACGCCUCCCUUCGUCCUGCACGACCGGCUGUACUACCUCAAUGCUCUGGAGUGGGCGGCUAGCGCCAUGGAGAUCAGCGCCAUCUCUGGCAGGAACGUGGCCCUGCUGGCGCACCACCGCUGGCACCAACAGGUUGACAAGAUCGAUCAGGAAGACCUGCACACCCGACUAAGAGGGGAACUCUGAAAAAGCAAUAAAAUACGAUCAAUCAAGUACAGUAUAAACCCGCACAGAUACUCAUGGACACCGCCUGCUGCACUAUGAUAACACUCCUGUCAGGGCAACUCUCUUUCAGGUAUCUGGGGUGCUCUGACCCCUUUAAACUCAAAGGACAAUUCCAGUUUAUUACAAGUUGGAUCUUAUUGUUGUAGUUUUGGCCAUCAUUUCUAUUUUGCUCAUCAAAGUAGUUGCUAAGAUCUGGGAAAUACAGUGACGUCGCUAUAAUGACAGGGAAAAGAACACGAGCAGUCAAACAGUCAGACAGGUUGUACACGAGUCAACGUAUUAUCUAAACUACUUUACUUGGAGGUAAAACCGUUUCUAAUCCUUGUGCACACAUACAAAUAUGGUGUUUUACAGUUAAACCAGCAGCCGUUCUCCCAAAUGUGUCUGCUACUGGGGGGUUUGUUUUAAACCUAUCUGACUACCCGUCUCUUGCCCCGUCUCACUUCUUUUUUAGCGUUGUCUCCCUUCUUUCCCAGAUCUCAGCAACAAGUUAACUUGGUGAGUACAAUGUUAUUCUUACCAAUAGGAAUAUUGACCGAAACUAAGAAAAAAAAAGACCAACUGGAAUGAUCCUUUAAUCACCCAAACAGUAGCCACCAUGGUUCAUCAUUCAGCAGCAACAAUAGCACAAAUCACACUUAAAGGUGGGUCAACAAUGUACUGUGCUGAAUUUUGUAAAUCACUGUGAACCACGCUGCACUCCAGGGUAGACACACGCUUUUUAAGUGUUCCUCUGUCUUAGAGUGUGUCUUGAACAAAUUUGUUGAUGUUUUUUUUUAUGUGCACUGCUGCAGUUCUGAACACGGUACAGCUAACGUCUUGCAAAUCAGCUUGUUACUGCCCUUUUAUUGAUGUCUUCUGUCUCUCUACCUCCUCAGCAGACAUAUGUUGUCAGUGAGUACAGGCAGCUGUCAGCAACAGACUUGUGCAACUAAGACGUUGUCUUUGUAAAUCGGAUGUCAUUGAUUUCAGUUAAGAAAAGUAUUAACAAGUCCAUGUUUACUGAUAAAUUUAAUAACUUGGACAGUCUAAUCACGCUGACGAGGUGUAUGAAUUCAGCUUGUUAAAACUAUGAUUGUGCCUUAAAUAUAUCUGAGUAAUCGGCUUGCAUCUUUAUUACAUGAUAAGUCUCCCUUUAAUUUUGGAAAUCUUUUGUCCAUUGGGUCUUCCUGUGUCAUAUUUAAUGAAGUGAGUCAGAUCACCGGGACCAAACUGAAAGAGCACAAUGCAUUUCUGUGGAGGAGAAUCUGUUUUUUAAAGUAGCCUGUGCCUGUGGUUUAUCAGAUGUCAUGCUACUGUACCUAUGUAAACCACUUUCAUGUUCUUUAGCUACUUUGGGAAGAAAAUUGUAGUUUGCUAAUUGUUUCUUAAAGCACUUUUAAAGGUGUAUAUUUCUAGAUUUUUGAAAGAAGUUUUCUGGUUGUGAGUAUAUGUCAAGACACUGUAGCAAAAAUGUUAAUAGUGCUGUUUAAUUGACGGAAAAGUUUCAGGUUUACACUUCUCUUUACAAAUGCCAAAAAAACAACCAUGUGGAGUAUUUUGUCUGGCUUCUUCUGCACAAAUAAAAUGAGGCUCUUAUUUACAAAAUUAUUAUAUUAAAAUAUAAUUUUAAUCAAUACUGAAACCUUCCAAACUAAACAGUAUGUUUUGCAAGUGUUUACAAUCACAAUAAAGAGAUGAGAC
This is a messenger RNA of Sebastes umbrosus (honeycomb rockfish), 3541 nucleotides long. It is a transcript of the gene pcyox1, whose product is annotated as prenylcysteine oxidase 1. The record is from RefSeq and is a predicted model, not a curated record. Gene Ontology annotation, biological process: prenylated protein catabolic process; prenylcysteine catabolic process. Bases 287 to 1819 code for a protein of 510 amino acids. The transcript has 7 exons. NCBI's taxonomy places the organism in Eukaryota, Metazoa, Chordata, Actinopteri, Perciformes, Sebastidae. Gene Ontology annotation, molecular function: prenylcysteine oxidase activity.